AUGGUGGCGUUCGCGCUAAACGGGCAUCUCGACGAGGCCAGAUCACUGUUCGCCGCGAUCGAUUCGCGGGACUGCGUGUGCUGGAACGCCAUGAUCCAGGCGCUCGUCCUCAAUGGCGAGAAUUCCUGGGCGAAAGAGGCAUUCAAUCGGAUGCCCUGCCGCGAUAGCUUCGCGUGGACGACGAUCAUCGCCAUGUACGCACAGGCCGAGGAACCCGAUCGAUCCAAGGCCAUGUUUGAUUCGAUGGAGAGCCCGGACGUGGUGUCGUGGAACGCGAUGCUCGCCGCUUACGCCCAGAAUGGAUUGAUUGCCCAAUCAGACGAGCUGCUGCUGCGAUUCCCCCAUUGGAACCUCGUCACCUGGAGCAUCAUGAUCCAGGCGCUCGCCCAAGCGGGGCAAAUGGAUCGCGCUGAGAAGUUCUUCCAGACACUUCCCAGGAAAGAUCCAAUGUGCUCGACGGUCAUGAUCUCUGGCUAUGGUAUCUCUGGCGAUAUCCAAAGAGCCAAGAGAAUCUAUGAUCAAACUUUCGAGCCAAAUGUUGUCACCUCAACCGCGAUGCUUACAGCACUUGCCGCGAAUGGGUAUCUAGAACAGGCGGAGCUUCUGUUCGAGUCAAUCCUCGACAAAAACGUGGUGACGUGGACGGCUAUGGUCGCAGCUUACGCUCUAAAUGGGAGGCCGUGUGAAGCCUUUUGUGCGUUUGAAUUGGUACCACAGAAGCACGUUGUAUCAUUGGCAUACUGUCCUUGCGGCAUAUGCCCAAGUUGGGCGCAUGCCCAAAGCGGGCAUGGGAGUGAUACGCUUGGGUUGUUUCGGAUCAUGGAUCUCGAGGGCGUCAAGAGCAAUGACAACACUCUUGUCGGGGUCUUGUCGGCUUGCAACCACAUUGGCCUGCUGAGAGCCGGCAGGGAAUAUUUCUUGUCCAUGGACAGUGACCGGGGCAUCCGUCCGACAUUCCAGCACUACUGCUGCGUUGUGGACAUGCUUGGCCGGUCUGGACUGGUGAGGGAUGCGGAGGAGCUCCUGGAAAACAUGCCCUUCUUUGCUGGAUCUGCGGCAUGGAACACACUCCUCAGUGCGUGCUCCAAGGCUGAGGCGACUCCAAAGAUUGUGGAGGAGGAGAGAUUCUCUUUGCCUCUCCUGGGGGAGGAUGAGGAUGCUGCAACGUUUGUGUUGCUUACAGGAAAGUGGCUAGAUCGUUGUGCUAGAUUCACUAGGGACACCUCACAAGUUCAAAGCGCUCCUUCGGAGGAAGACCAUGGUGGGAGCAGUGGUGUCCAGAUCCAAGUAAUGGUUGAUCUUGAUCCAGGUGUUAGCAUGCAAGAGCCAGAUGGUUCUAGAGAGCAUGGAAAUGCAGAAACUAGCUAUAGCACAGGAGAAGCUGCUGGUGGUAGUGCCAUAGGUGGUGGUGUGGAAGUUGGUGGCAGAAAUGAAGCACCUAGUGCUAUAGGUGGUGGGGCAGAUCUUGGUGGUGGAAAUGGCGGACAUGCUACCGCUCCCGAAGGUCACAGAAAUGAGGUGGUAACUAUGCUAGAGGCCGACACGAUCUUGAAUGAGCAAGUACACGAGACUAUUAUCUAG
Selaginella moellendorffii is the source of this 1581-nucleotide messenger RNA. Its product is annotated as pentatricopeptide repeat-containing protein At4g02750-like. The transcript has 3 exons. Gene Ontology annotation, molecular function: RNA binding; protein binding. The coding region runs from base 1 to 1581 and encodes 526 amino acids. Gene Ontology annotation, biological process: RNA modification. NCBI's taxonomy places the organism in Eukaryota, Viridiplantae, Streptophyta, Lycopodiopsida, Selaginellales, Selaginellaceae. The record is from RefSeq and is a predicted model, not a curated record.